CCUUUCUUGUCAUUUUGGGUCUUCAUUUUGGGUCUUUUUUUAAAGGCUUUUUGGGACGAUCUUACAGGGCGUGGAUGAGACGAGGGAAAGGGGAGGAGGGGAAGCAUAUCUUUUGACUGUUGAAGAGAGAGAGAGGAUCUACAAAAUGAUGCAAAAGUACAUUCCACUUGCAACGGGAGUCAUGCUCCCGAUUGCAACGGCACUCAACACUCAGUCGCUGAUUGUCGCCGGCUGGCUGUACGAAGAAAAGCUAUCGCACGACUAUCCGUUCUAUGAAUCCUUGGUCCGCCCACAUAAACACCGUCUUGUUUACUACAAGCCCUCGGUCGUCUUCGUGCUCUCUGCGAUAUCCCUCGGCUUUGGCUUGCUGAGUGUCAUUACUCUCUUUGUGCGCAUGCUAGAGAAGAAGAUCAAAUGGUGCACACGACUAAUGAUAGCCGGGGCGGCUGGACAAGGAUUAUUUGCCUCAGCCGCAGUUAUUGCCUUCAUCAUCUGGAAAUCCCUAACAUAUGUGCAUGGGAAAUACACUGAAGGAUGUUUUUACAGCGCAAUAUCUGCCGCUAUGUCGAUAACGGUGGCUCUGCUAUCUGCAUAUCAUCAUCAUCUGAACCGCCGGCAACUCUAUUCCUAUACUCUCUAUGAACUCUCCCCUUCGCAACGCCAGUUGAUUCUGCUUCUGAUCACGUCCAUUAGUUAUACGUUCGCGAUGGGUGCUGCUUAUGCUGGCUUAGAAGGAUGGGAUUUUGACGAUGGUGUUUAUUGGUGUGUGUCAACACUCGCAACCAUCGGGUUCGGGGAUUUGGUGCCACAAUCCAUCACGGGUAAAGUGACCCUUCCCCUUGCGGCGUCCUGUGGGAUUGGUAUACUUGCUGCUAGCAUCUACGCGAUCCGGCAGGUUGCUCUUGAGCUUCUGACACAUCGACUGGCCAGCGAAUACUCAAGGUCGUUCGGAAUUGCCAAGGAAUAUGUGCCCACAGAGGACCAUUCACCCGAAGAAGGACGUCCCUUGUCGUCAUCGCCCAUUAUGCACCAGUCGUGGGACAUGUUUCCGCAGAGCGAAGGAUCAGUUUCGCGACGGCGAUCCAUCGGGGCCGCGCCCCAGACAAACCAGCGUUGCCGUCCUGCGGCUCCUCAAAGCAUACCAAGAUCUAGAGCAUCUGAACCACACGUGGCCUUUUCUGCACCGAACACUAACAUACUGCUGAAUACUGGCCACAGCGUCUAUGAGCCAACUCCCCACAGCAAUGAAAGGCCAUCAAACAUCAGAUACUCCGCACCUGCGGUGGCUGAAUCGUUUGGGCUACCCUUAGGUCGAUCGUUCACGACGUCUGUUCUCGAAGCUCGCACGAUGGUUAUUUCUCGGGGCGCCCAUCUGCCACAACUGACCAUUGUAGCUCCUGCGGAUGUGCGGCGUCGGCAGGUGGUUGAAGCUACUCGGAGGACCUUUCGCCAGCAGAUUACCUUUGCCAUUCUAGCUGUCAUAGCCAACAUGUCAGUUUUUGGAGGCGUCUUCUCCCUCUUUGAGGGUUGGCAUUUUUUUGAAGGUCUUUAUUUCACAUUCUGCGCUUUAACCACAAUAGGUUACGGAGAUUACACCUUGUCUACGGUGCAAAGCCGUUCCAUCUUCAUGUGGUUUCUUUAUAUUGGCAUUGGCAGCGUCACCUACAUGUUCUCAUUAAUGUCGGAGCGGGCUCUCGACCAGUGGACGGUGACGGUCAAUAAGAUUGAAAACAGAGUGGACCGAUAUGAACGCAAGGCAAAGUUAAAGAAGUUAUAUAAAAAUAAAGGGCUUACGCUGGGCGUGCGAAGACGUGCUCGAAAAGAGGAGAGUACAGAUCAAGAGAGCGAGCUACUUGGAGAGCGCGAGCCGGUUACACGUGCGCGGCAAUCUGAUGAUGAACACCCGCUUACCAGCGAAUCUGAGUUCUACCUCUCAGAUGCGCAAUCCCAAGAGCAUCUGCCUGCGGAGGCACCCGUUUGGGAAGGCAUAGGACGCCCAAGGGCAAGUCCUCAGCCGCUUGAGGCCGAGGAGACUUCUAAGGAAGUGGAAACACCUGAAGUAGCCGGCGAACUGGAAUUAGAGACGACACCGCUGCUCAGUCCCACAAUCGAACCCCCAGUCGUUGGGUCGGUUCGGAUUGAGCCGCCGUCCCCAUCGACCUUGUGGGGACGCUCGAGAGGGCCGCCUCUCCUUUAUCGUACCGGGACGGUGGAUUCAACCGCGAGUUCCUUACGGGGAGUCGUACGGUUGGAGGCUCCUGCCACCUCAUUGCCGCCGUCUGACAUUGGAAAUUAUCCUUCCUUCCGUCGGGUUGAAACCACACCAACUGGCACUGAAGGCCGACGUGGCACGGAGACUCGUUUCCUGAGUACUGGUGUGCCUAUAGAUCACUAUUCAACCGACGAAGAAGAGUUUGAAGUUACGGGCAGAUCCGUGAGGAUGUUCUCCGGGCGUAAAAGUCGUCGCUCCAGCAUUGUAUCAAGAAUAGUUCAACAACCUAUUUCAGCGGAUGCGGCCUUUGACCGAGAAGAAUUGAAUAUCUCCUGCCCAGACGAUGAGCGAGCAGCUGUAUAGAAGUCUAUUCUGUUCAUUCUUUUUCAUUUUCUUUGCUUGUACACCUCUAUUGGCUUUUAGCUAAAGUGCACAAACCAUGUGGUUGCGUGUACCUUAACUUUUUCAUGUAAAUAUUGGCAUUUUCUAUAAUACAACAUCAGAUGCAGUCUCGUUG
Messenger RNA from Spizellomyces punctatus DAOM BR117, 2729 nucleotides. RefSeq lists its product as uncharacterized. Gene Ontology annotation, molecular function: potassium ion leak channel activity. Gene Ontology annotation, biological process: potassium ion transmembrane transport; stabilization of membrane potential. The record is from RefSeq and is a predicted model, not a curated record. Bases 146 to 2575 code for a protein of 809 amino acids. Gene Ontology annotation, cellular component: membrane. NCBI's taxonomy places the organism in Eukaryota, Fungi, Chytridiomycota, Chytridiomycetes, Spizellomycetales, Spizellomycetaceae. The transcript is spliced from 7 exons.